AUGAAGUACUUACCGCUGCAAGACUUUGACGCCGUCACUGGCGCUCUCAACUUCAACACCCCCGAUUGCAACGUCACUGGCGGAUGUGAUCUGUACACGACAAAGUCGACCGGUUCCGAUAAGAAGUUGUACAAGAACAUCGACAAGGACCUGAGCUCACAACAUGCUGCGCUAUUGAAACUGGGCGCCAGCUUGUCCCCACCGGACCGCGAAGCCAUGCUGGCGACAUCCCCCAACAUGCAAAUGUUCUCGCACUCCAGUGCUUUUGGCCCCCUGUCAGAACUCGCAAGUCGCCGCACAUUUGCCUAUCUGAUUGCGACCCUGAACGCGAGUCAUCAACACUACGACUUCUCUCACGUCCUGAGACCGGGCGACUUCAAGAAGGAGCGGAAUCUGCGGCGGGUGAUGGGGAAUCUCGACUCGAUCCUGCAGAAUGUCAGACCGCAUGUCGAGGCUCGCCCAAUCGAGCAGGCCACGUCUUCUGAGACCAAGCCGGUGUGGGGUCCACAUUGUUGGUCCAAGAUUGAUAAGGAGAUGCGCCUAAACGAGUGCACCGUAUUCAGCUACAACCCAGACGUGGACCCCUUUGAGGAGGAUGAGUCUGCGAUUUGGGCCGCUCAUUACUUCUUCUUCAACCGUGCUCUGAAGCGAGUCGCCUAUCUCUACGUACGCGUUGUGCCCGUCGUUUCCUCGCAAUCACCACGCUUGCAGCCGGCGCUUCCCGGCUCUGUAAAGCGCGCGCGGGGGGCCCAAUUUGAUGCACUGGAUGCCAACAAGCGCGCAAAGUACUGGCUCGGCGACCGCGACGCCCAGCUCGUGGCGCCUGACGAAGACGACGAACAAAGCGACGGCUUCCUCUGGAAUCGGGGUGCCGAUGGCGACCUGGUCCCGUUUUCCGACGACGACUACACCGAGGAGCGUUUCUUCUACGACGAAGAGGAAGACGACGAGACCGAUUCCGACCCGAAGAGUCCGGUACGGCGCAUGAGCGAGGACGUCGUGGCCCACAUGGAGAUCUAA
Molecule: messenger RNA, 1020 nt
Organism: Colletotrichum higginsianum IMI 349063
Lineage: Eukaryota; Fungi; Ascomycota; Sordariomycetes; Glomerellales; Glomerellaceae
Product: Repressor of RNA polymerase III transcription MAF1
Exons: 2
Coding region: 1-1020 (339 amino acids)
Biological process (GO): negative regulation of transcription by RNA polymerase III
Cellular component (GO): nucleus
Molecular function (GO): RNA polymerase III core binding
Source: RefSeq, a predicted model, not a curated record